Molecule: messenger RNA, 1413 nt
Organism: Rhopalosiphum maidis (corn leaf aphid)
Lineage: Eukaryota; Metazoa; Arthropoda; Insecta; Hemiptera; Aphididae
Product: E3 ubiquitin-protein ligase ZNRF2
Exons: 4
Coding region: 744-1376 (210 amino acids)
Source: RefSeq, a predicted model, not a curated record
UUUAUGUAAUAAAUAUACGACGGAGACGACCAUCACACUCGCCACACACUUCGACACGUUAAAUAAUAUUUUUAUUAUUAUUACGUCGAUGAACAGCUGAUCAGGAAAUCCCUUCCCUCGUCGUUAUGUUAUAGUGAUAUACGUCUGGACUUGUUAUUUUUUUUCUUCACCAGUUGACCAUGUUAUCAUCAUUAUCAGAACUACCAAUUUGUAACUGCGCGACGACAUUAGACCAGACUACUAUCGGAGACGACGGACUAAAAGCUAGGACAGAAGAAAUAAAAUAUAAUACAAUAUAUAUAAAAAAAUAAUGAUCAAACAAAUAAAUAAUUAAUCGAUAUUAUCAUAGUAAUUACGUUAAGACAAUCGUCAUCGUCGUAUUUUUCGUGAUAUUGUUAUUAUUAUUUAUUAUUAUCAUAUCAUUAUUAUUAAUUUUCUUUGUUUUCGUUCUCAUACCAUCGGAACGGUCGAGUUUUGUUCUCUGUGCGCAAUUCUAAGUGGAUUCUCGUCGUCUGCUGCAACUUGAAGUGCGCCAACAGCAGUACAUGUCCGCAGUUGUUUUUUGGUGCUGCGAUCGAUGUCUGAUGUUCCGGACGUCGUCGUCCGCGUGACGGAACGUCUUCUUUCGGUGAUCGUUCGCUUAUAGUACAACGCGCGCGAUAAACCAAAAACAGACUUCCGCCGUCCGUGUUCGUCCGCGUCGUCCUGAGGCGGUGUUCGCGUGAACGUUCGUUGCAUGCGAAAUGGGAGCGAAGGCCAGCACGGCCAACGGUGAUGACGGCGGUGCCAGUCAUGGCGAUCACAGGUCGUUCUCUAACGGCAAUGGGCCGGAUUCUGUGCAGACAGCCAGCAAUCCUGGGUUCAGCAUUCUGCGUUCCCUGCCUAGCGCUGUAGCUAACGACAGACAGCGUGCCAGGUCUUUGUCCGGUGUGCCCAAUGGUCACGACAACAACAGCAACUCGACGAGUCCACGGUUCGAUAUUACAGAUGUCUUGGAGGCUGACAGCAGCUCAAAUGAUGACCAGAACUUGGACAGUCCUACAGUUACUGCUAAUAUUAGUCUUGGACGCGUUUAUUCGGCUCAUUCGUUACCUGCACAUAUUUGGCCAUUCAAUGGAAUUAAGUGUCCAGUAUGUUCAAAGUUUGUUUUACCAGACGAGAUAGAAGUUCAUCUGGUUAUGUGCUUGACCAAACCUAGACUGAUUUACAACGAAGAUGUUUUAAAAGACGAUAAAGGUGAAUGUGUCAUAUGUCUGGAAGAACUGAUACAAGGCGAUACCAUAGCCAGGCUUCCUUGUCUUUGCGUAUACCACAAAACAUGUAUAGAUCGGUGGUUUGAAGUGAACAGAUCGUGUCCUGAGCAUCCCGGAGAUUGAACCGUUUAUACACAGACUUCGAACAAAAUUUGAAAAA